This is a messenger RNA of Capsicum annuum, 1718 nucleotides long. Its product is annotated as E3 ubiquitin-protein ligase At1g63170. NCBI's taxonomy places the organism in Eukaryota, Viridiplantae, Streptophyta, Magnoliopsida, Solanales, Solanaceae. The coding region runs from base 214 to 1380 and encodes 388 amino acids. The transcript is spliced from 5 exons. The record is from RefSeq and is a predicted model, not a curated record.
AGUUAAUUUUUCUUAAAAAAAAAAAAAAGAAAUGAAAGAAAGAAACCUAAGCGUGUUAUUUGGCGGGGUUAAUCGAAAAAGUGUCUUAAAUCAUUUCAUAAAGUACAAAUGCGACACCUCACUUUCCUAAUCCGAAUUCGAAAUCAUCAUUUUGUCCGAAAAAAUCAACACUAAACCAACCAAACAAACAUUCAAUUUCACAAUUUUCCGACGAUGUCCACCCCCAACGUUAGCCCCAGUAACGGUAACGGUAACGGAUUCGAUACGACGCCGUUACUCACAAGCCAAAAUUCCCGCACCCGCAGUUCAUUCCGUCGCCCUCCAAGCCUCCGAGGAGCUGCCGGAUUUCUCCGGCGUGCAAGUAGCCGCCGAUUAAUGCGUGAGCCGUCGAUGCGGGUGCGUGAAGCUGCAGCUGAACAAAUCGAGGAACGGCAAAGUGACUGGGCUUACUCAAAACCGAUAGUGAUUUUGGAUAUUUUAUGGAACUUAGCUUUUGUUAUUGUAUCGAUUUCGGUGUUGGUGUUGAGUAGAAAUGAAAAUCCUUCGAUGCCGUUAAGGCUUUGGAUUGUUGGAUAUGGUUUACAGAGUGUGCUUCAUAUAGUUUGUGUUUUUGUUGAGUAUAGACGAAGACGGUUACGGGAUUCUAAUGAAAAUGAGAGUUAUUCGGGGGAGAGAAGUGGUAGUGCUAGUUGGAAUAGCGGAGUUGUGAACUUAAGUUCGGAAAGUGAUGGAGGAGAUUCGCCUGAUUAUCUACUGGAGACGCCUCAAAACGAGGAUGAAACUAGUGUCGCCAAGCAUCUGGAGUCUGCAAACACCAUGUUUUCUUUCAUUUGGUGGAUAAUUGGGUUCUAUUGGGUAUCUGCUGGUGGCCAGACUAUGACCCGUGAUGCACCUCAACUUUACUGGCUGUGUAUCACAUUUCUGGCGUUUGAUGUGUUUUUUGUUGUUAUAUGUGUUGCUGUGGCUUGUGUCAUUGGAAUUGCUGUUUGCUGCUGUCUCCCAUGUAUCAUUGCAAUCUUAUAUGCAGUGGCAGAUCAGCAAGGUGCAACUAAGGAAGAUGUUGAAAGACUGCCUAAAUACAAGUUUAAGAGACUAGGCAACUUUGAGAAAGAGAAUGGUGAGAUUCAAGAAUCAUUUGGAGGCGUAAUGGUUGAAUGCGACACCGAUACACCUACUGAGCAUGUUCUUCCACCAGAAGAUGCUGAAUGCUGCAUUUGCCUUUGUUCCUAUGAAGAUGGAAUUGAGAUGCGUGAGCUCCCUUGUCGUCAUCAUUUUCACGCAGCAUGCAUUGACAAGUGGUUGUAUAUAAAUGCAACCUGUCCUCUUUGCAAGUUCAAUAUACUCAAAUAUGGCAAUCAAAGUGGCAGUGAAGAAGCAUAAGCAAACCCCACCACUUAACACAUCCUUAAAGUUACAGAUCUUUAUAGUUCUGGGAUUAGAUCCUCCUCAUCAACCGGAAAAUUCUUCACCAGGUUCAGACUCAGGCAGCCCAGAACAUGCUUCUGCUCUCAUAUCUUUUCAGUACAUAUCGUUGUUAACUUCUGUGUUCAAUGUAAUAUAGUUGGCAGUUUUCGCUUUUACCUUGUGUUUGGUUUCUUCACAGUAUGUCACGCAUGCAAGUUUUAGGGUGGCAAUUUUAACCCAGAUUUAAUUUGCUCGCCCGUAUUAUGGUUUUCUUGCACAUACAUAAAUAUGGGUCAUAUUCAUUUUUAACCCAA